Messenger RNA from Amoebophrya sp. A25, 9550 nucleotides. NCBI's taxonomy places the organism in Eukaryota, Dinophyceae, Syndiniales, Amoebophryaceae. The record is from the annotation of a GenBank genome assembly.
UAUUCCGGGAGCAUCAUCACCGUUAGGCGGUGUGGGUAGCGUUCCCGGUGUUGCAAAUCUAGGCUCUCUCAGUAGUGCGUUUCUUAGAAUAGCAAGUACUAGCGCUUCAGGAGACGUUCACUCGUUUUUGGAAAUCGGGAAAAGUGCAUCUACUACUUCUCGCACGAGUUCUAGAGGAAUGCAUCAUGCACAGGACCAUAACGCUGCAUCAGCUAACCUCUAUGACAACCUCUAUGACAAUCUUUCCCGACAUCGGCACCAUCGGAGAGCGAAAACUUCAUCUACAGCCACAGGAAGAUGGCGUUACAAUCCUCGGAGGCGGCGUGGUAGAACUGCUGCUAUAGCACGCAACUCUCUACUGCCACAGGUUUUGGACGCUGCACCAUCAUGGGAAUCUGCUAAGGACCUGCAACAUGAAGGUGGCGAUCAUGAACAUGACAAGGCAUCAAGUAGUACAGUAUUUGCUGCAGCUGCUCCUCCUGGUCCUGGUCCUCCUGGUGUUUUCGUGGCUGCUGCUGCUCCUCCUGGUGUUACAAAGGAGGUUCUUGAGGCGAAUGCAAUGUUGAAGAAGCUAGCUCCACCUGUAGUUUCAUCCAAGAAUACAGAUAUUCAACACGAAGUUCCAGAGGAAAUCGACGCUGCUGCUUCUGAAGCCGCCACUCUGCGACAACAAUUGCUCCAAGACCGUGAACAGCUAGUUUCGCAGAUCGAGGCGCGGAAAAAAGAGAAAGAAGCUAUUGCACUGUCAGAGAAGCACCUUCGUUGUGCCAGUACAGUAGUAGAGGAGACUCCACCUAAUGUCGUUACGCCUUUCUUGAAGAACGUAGCAGGAAUCGAGACACCUUAUCCGCCUCCUGUGUGCAUGAAUCUGCCGCCUAGAGAUUUCCGAGAUCUGGAGCACUUCGUGUCGCGGGAAAACGAGGCAAGACUCAGGGACUUCAAAACAUUGUAUGUGCGAUGCAGAAAUCCAAGAGGAGGUGGAGGUGAAGAAGGCGGCGACGCCAGGACAGUUGCAGAAUCUCCGAAUUACUUUGCUUCUUUGUUGUUAUUAUGUCCAUUGGGGUUGGUCACUGAGAUCGAAAAGGCGACCCCUUUCGAGAACAGGGGAAAACGAAGGGAAACGGGAGAGCUUUGAAGGGGGUCUCUUCUGUUCAGAGUCAGUGACCAAUGAAUGCUGAGCUUUAAUGUUACCACCAAAAGAACGUGCAAAGCUCUACGAAACCUACGAUGCUGAGAAAGCGGCAGAACUCGAUGCGGAGCAACAGAAAAAACUUGGCGUCGGUGACGCAAGUCUCCUUUACGGCUGUUUCUAAUCCUCCGUCUCUAUAAUAGGGAUAGGGAUCUUCCCUCAACCAUAAGCAUAAAUAAUACAACAGGGGAAGUGAGAGUCAGGGUGUUACUGAUACUGCAUCUGCAUGGGGAUGGAUUUUUACGGGUAGCGCUAAUGGAUUGGUGGUAAAGACGAGCUGAACGCAGGAGCCGCUAUCAGUGGAGCGUCUUUGUCAGGGCAGAUCGUCGAUCGUUACCGCGUGCUUGUGCAUGAAGUGCAACGAUGUCAGGGCAUAGGCGCUUACAAAGUCAGGAGCGCUCUGGAGACGGACGAACAGCGCGUAGCACACCAAGAAGCGAUAUUGAGGGAGCAUUUAGCUCAAAAAGAGUUGGGAGGAGGAAAACAAGCGAAUAAUGUCUCUGGAAUUCUAGUAGAAGAGGAUGAGAGGAGAAAAUGUCUAGCUGCAUUGGACAAGCUGAUUGUGAUUGAAGAUGGCGGCUCGGCGGUGGACGAAGGCAGUAAUGCAGCUCUUGGUGGGCCAGAUGCGUUGGAAGUGGUGACGGAAGUAGAUCAUGGUUCAUCUUCAUCUGCCCUCGGAAGUGGAAACGCUGUCCCUGCGACAACCAGUGGCGCAUCUGCAGUAGGCAAAACCUUCUUAACAUUUGAGGGUUGGAUCAAAGCUCCGAAGGAGUUUAAAGCUGAGAAAACAGCAACAUGCUCUGAGACGGGAGAACGGCCCAUGAGCGCUGGAGGGCAGGGGUUAGAUGAGUCCGUGGUGGACUUUGAGGAGAAACAGAUUCUAAAUGGUGGUAGUGGUGGUGGUAUUGGUGACAAUAGUUCAUCUGCGACUGCUGGUGCUGCUGCACGUGCACCACCGGACGCCAAUAGAGACGAAUCUGCACCAGCAGUACUACCUGCGCAGAAUGCGCCGGCGCCAGGUGGAGCAUCAGGCGUGAAGACAGGCAGCGACGGAAAAACGAAGAGUGGUCUCCUGGAGCUUAGCCGCGAUAGAACAAGAGAACCUUCAUCAGAAGUGGCGACUAGUUUCAAGGAUGAGGUGAAGGCGGGAAAGGACGACGCAAGAGAAUCUUCCAGCCCUGGUGGAGCAGAUGCUUCGCAUUCCCCAGAAGAAGAUCCUGAUAAAUACAUGAACUACAAGGAAGACCUGCCUCAACAGAAGGCAGAAACUCUAGCUAAAGCUGGCGCAUCUGGGGAAGGAGGGGGGAAGAAAGUCGCAAGUGCUGCUUCGAAAGGUGAAGAACCAUCUCCCAACUCCACUUUCACGUCUUCAGAAGAAGACCAAGUUGUACCUCCACAAUCAGGCUCUGCCCGUCGGCACCUCCUCAACCGUUUAACACGAGACCCGGACUCUUUUCUCCAUCGCUUCGUGGAUCAAGAAUUCGUGGAAAUCAAGGACCCGGAGCGCGACUUUCACCGCUUGCCAGCGGCCUGUGUCAGUGCCGACCACGCAGUGGAGUUCGAGUUCUGGCCUAGCUUGCCGCGUCGUCGCAGUGUCGAGCUUCCUCUAUGGACUAAGAGGAUCAAAGCAGACCGUGAUGAAGGGAUAGAAUCGGAAUUGCGCACUUGGCGGACGUUUAAAUCCUUGACGAAACCGUUUGAAGAGAAGGCAGCCGCCAAAAACAGCAAGUUAGAAUCCGAGGCAAAGCAGAAGAUGGCGGAACCAGCUUUAGGCUUGUAUGAAAAAACCUUUUGGAAGCGGGUUGGCGGCUUGCCAAACUUUGAUGUGGGAGAGACGAAGAAAAAUGCAGGUGCGAUGUGUGAGGAUGGAGUUGAACCUGGGAGUCAUGGUGGGGAUGAUGAAGAAGGUAGAAUGUCAAACUCUAGCACGUCUCUGCGUUGUACCAAUCCCCGACCACUCGUGAUUCCUGGUGUGCACUGCAAGAAGUCAGAGUGCACAAAAGGCGACCUCGAGAAGAGCUGUUGUGCAGAUACGGACUCCUUGGAGCCACUACAGGAUGAGAUUGACCUGCAAAAACUCGUCAACUCUCCAGAAGCCACACUCGAAGAUGUCUUCGGUUUUCUCACCGAUAAAACUUUGAAGAAGCAUCCUGCAUGGGAAGAUGACGUUUUUCCACCAUCGUCGGCAAAUGCAAUGUCGGAUCUUACUGCUGCAAAGGCGAAAAUACGAGAGGAUCUCGACCAUGAAAUUGAACAUGAAGUCUUGGGGGACCGCGAGAAACCCGCUGAUCCGUCUGAUGCGGUGCGUUCACUCCGUUACACAAGCUUUUCACGCCAGUUUCGUCAGGCUUUUUUGCGUGCACAAGCGGCAGGUCGCGCAGGCCGUCUAUGGGCGAGUCCUGAGGUGCCGCCAAUUUCUUUCCCUGAUACGAUGAAAAUGGCAAAAGAUUGGAAGACAAAGCAGGAAGGGAUGCGCAUUCCCGUAUCGAUGCAGCAACCUUUUCCGAUUCCAGAAGCCGAGAAGUCGAAUAUCAACAAAAACUUCGCGUGGGUCAAUCUACACAAAGUGCAUCACGUAGAACUCAAAAACGUCGGACAAUGCAAACCGGGGAAAUACUUCUUGGAAUGUAAACCACGCACUGCAGAGCAAAGACCUGUUGGAGGAGCAUCGUCUUCUUCGCGAGACGGCGUCGUAGGAACCGCGAACUACGAAUGUCGAUUUCGAUUUCGAGGAGAUAUUAGACAAAGAUCUUCGUCAAAGAUCCAUACUCUAUCUAGAGCAAGAGAGCUCGCCACAGUACUCGAAGCAGCACCUCCUAGCGCUGAUGGAACAGAAGUUGUAGGCCAAGAUCCACGCUACCUGUAUCCUCAGCGUGCGCCAAUGAUCUGUGAAGAUAUCGCUGAGAAGAAAAAGUGUCCCGCACUUCCUUGCGAGUGGCAAGCCGACAAGAAACGCUGUCGGACUCGCUGUGACCGACUCACCGGUCCGAGACAGCAUCUGUGCACAAAAACUCGAAAGCAGUGCAGUUGGAUGCCUAAUCCGGCAAUGCCUGAAGGUGGCGUCUGCGAAGAUGCGUGUGAGCGUAUUCCUAGUGCGGAUAAGUGCACCAGCGAAAGCUGCACCUGGGACGAAGGACAGAAACAAUGUCGAGAUACCUGCAAAAAUGUUGAAGAAGAAAGGUGUGGCCACGAUGCGCAUUACAGCCACUGCGAAUGGGAUAAGAAGCGUCGUACCUGUCAGGAUGUGAAAAGUUGUGCAGAAACGCCAGGUCCGGAUGUUUGUAAGCCAACCUGCACAGCUUGCUGGAAUCGCAGGGUGAAGAUAAAGGUGAAGGAGGACCAUAGUGGUGAAGGUGCUGCUGCUGCUCCUGCUGCUGUUAAAGAUGCUGCUUCUACUAGUGGCGACACUGUUGACGAUGAUCUUCAAGGCGACGAAGAAAAGGUGCUGAAACUACCAUCUGAAUCUCCAUCGUCUUCUUCGAAAAGUGUUAGUUCCAUGCUUGAGAAAAAUGAAGGUGAACUCGAAGACACUGCAGGAGACACUAGUAAUCAAGGCGUUCUUGACAAAGACAAAGCAGAUCAACAAGAACAAGAUGAUCUCUCACCAGAAGAGCAGUACGCUAAGCUCGAAGCCGACCUAGAGCCUUGGGAAACUGGUACUUGCGGUAGCAAGAUCAUGUCUGCUUUCAAGCAGUUCAAAGACCGACGGCAGAAGAUUCUGGAUUUGCGGUCUAAACUCAUCGCUGGGGGCAACGACAUUUCGAAGCUCAGUGCCGCUGAACAGGCGCGCCUAAAGGUGGAAACCGAUUUUGAAUUGAUGGAUAAAGCGCAAAAAAGCGCAAAAGACCUCUUUCCAGACGAAUGCGCCUGUCGAAAAUGCACUUCUGACGACCAAGAAGAGCAGAUCUUAGAUGGUUACCGCUUCUCCCACUACGGGUGGUUUGACGGGGCCAUGCUGUUCGGCAAAGUGGCGCACGAAAAAGCGUGUGCAGAUGUCUGCGAACGUGACACGGGAGAUCCGCUGUUGAGGUGCAAAGGAUUCACCUUCGUACGACGAAAUCAUUGGUGCUACUUAUAUCCGGACGUGGAUGUCGCGAGUGGGAAAAGUCAUGCGCGGACUAUCGAUGUUUUCCACGCGUUUCAUAAAGAGCGACACGAAAAGGAACUGGCGCAAGCAGAGAAGCAGCAUGCUGAAAUGAAACGACUCGCGAACGAUUCAGACGCCUUCAUGAAAUUGAUAGAGAAACAGGAAAAGGGGUACGUUCACGCAAACGGAAAUCUGAUUGACCGUUCUCAUCCGCCGACUAGUGGCUUGUCUCCGACUUUGAGCUUGUUGGAGAUUCGAAAUGGCACAAAGGACCACAAGGCCCCCUCGUUGGUGUCCGACUCACGCUCGGGUCUUGUUUCAUUGCCGCCACUGGUGCAUUCCGAAGGGUCUGGUCGUGCUGCUGCUCUUGCCCGAAAAAACCCUUAUCAUCAUCGAAUUCUAGGAAGCGCUCUUUUCAACGGACAGCGACCGCUAUCUGUUUCGUUGUUUCACGAACAAACGGCUUUUGCGGAAGAUACAGCCUCUGUCCAAGAGGCUCCAGCAGACGGCGCAAAAGAACCAGAGGACGAUGCGAAACCAGAUAACUCGGCAACUGGAGAAGAUCCCUCCGAUGCACCUUCCGAAGAAAAGAACAAACGUCCAGGCAAAAGAAAGAUCCCAGAACUACUUCAACCCAGAACCUUUCUGAAAUGUGGUCCACGUGCGUGUGACCGAGAGUUGCGCGAGAAAGAGCCUCGUCGUCAAGCAGUUCACGAAAGCUCGACUAGUAGCCUUGGCGUGGACAAAGAGUUCACCAUUGAUUAUAACAGUGGACUUCGUGGAUUCGGUCGGUCGGGCGGGCUUUGCUACUGUCCCUUGUCGAAGGAGUUUCAUUGGGUCGGCGAUGCGGGGUCUCACUGCGGUGAAAAGAACAAGAUGAGUAACCGUUGGUCCGAAAGAUGGGUGUCGGAGAAAGAAGUAGCUGAUCGAGAAGCGGAGGAAGCCGCGCUUGCAGCGUCGAAGAAAAACGAUAUCAAAGCGCCAUCCGCUCAUAGUGAAACAUCUGGAACUGCCGUUGCCGAUAUGGGAAAACUGUACAAGCAGUCUGGUGGUAAAAUGCUUUUCCUGGAUAGGAAUGGAACUAGGAGUAGCGCAAAUAGUAAGAGGAACGAACAACUAGAUCAAGGUCCGAUGAUGCUCGAACUAGAUACCUGUCAAGGCGGAACCUUGGUCGGGCAAUGCCAUGCGACGUAUCCUGAAGAGACGGCAAGGAAGUGGAGCAAUAGAGCUGUCAUUUGCGCUGCACCGAAAAGCAUGGACUGGGUAAAGAUUUUCAAAACGGACCCCAGCUUCGGAGCGGCGAAAGAUAGUACUCACGUCUUGCCCUUGGAGGACCCGGAGAUGGUGGCGGAUACUUUAGGCACAGAUCAUCAACGACCUGCGAUUCUGCGGCGAACCUGCAAAACCUGUGCAGAGCCUUACCGAGAACUCUAUAUUCGUGUGCACGACAAGACACUGAGUGGAACGUAUUUUGCACCUUUUUGGAGAGGAAUUUACCAGAUGGCGAAUAAAGGUGGAGUGGUAGUUGGUGAGGGUGGAGGCAGUGGUGGUGGUUCUGCUUCUGGAGAUGACGAUGCUGAGGAAGUAAAAUACUUAGACAUCAAGUCCGCCAACGGUCAGGAUCCAUCAGGUGCUUUUUCUGUCAGCGUCUUCAAGUCUUUCGAGGAUGCACAAGCGUGUCAAGCUCCAGGCCUAGUGCGCGAGUUCCCUUUACAGGAGCAUCCGUUGGGGUGUCAAGGCGCCUUCAAGUUCUGCAAACUCGCGGACGGAAAGCAUGCGUUUCCUUGGGGAUGUUUGCCGACUGCAGAAGCGGAGAAGGCGGCUGUAGGACUGGAGAAUAGUGCAGCAGAGGCUGCAGCAGGAGGGCCCUCAAAAAAAGUCUCUUCGUUACUUGCAAUAAGUACGUCAAAAACCUCGACUUCCUCGAGCAGUUUUGCUGCCGCUGGACAAGGAGAUUUCGGUCCCGUGGACCCCAACGCGCUGCCUUUCAACGACGAUGACGCCUUCGAAGAUGACGAUGGAGAUGGUGCUGCGGGGGCCUCCUCUAGUGAUAGCUCUGCAAGUGCUGGGGGUGCUCCUGUUGCAGGUUCUCGAGGUGGUGGACCAGGUCCAAAAACGCUAGAAGACCUAGAAAGGAUGCUAGGUCAAGACGAAAACGCUAUCACAGAGUGGAGCCUUUACCGCGGACAGCCUAAGAGCGAGCCUGACGUCGCCGCUGUUAGCGAUGAGUGCGUCAUUAGCUUCAACGCGAAAGUGAAUCAAUGUUAUGGAACAGAUGAAAAACUCAAAUUUUUUGUUCCUGAUUUUUUUACAACAUAAGCAGUACUAGUUUUGAGGUUUGUUUUCGUCUUUCUACUUUUAGGCUAUCCCUUCAUGCAAGUACUUCUUGUUUUGCAGCAGUUUCUCGGGCGUCUGUCUAUGUCGUUAGUUAUACUCUUUCUUCCCGCCACCUCCGGGGACCUCUAAUUCACGCAGAUAUCUCCACCUGGAGACCAGGAUAAGUUGCAGCCUUACUACACCGCUGACAGUAUCGGAGAUGAGGGUGGGAUUGGUGAUGGACCUGCUGCGAGCAAAGAUUUGUGGUUUCCGGUAGAUUUGAGCCAGAUAGAAAAAGCACCGCCACCAGCGAGAGUUGGGAGUAGUGCAGCUCAGGGCGCUGCUUCUUCUGCAGGUGGAGGUGCUGCAAGUAUGAAUGGGAGUGGCGUUGCUGCUGCAGCUGUGUCUGGUAGUGCGAGUCGCGCUGCGUCGGCGCCUUCUGCUCCUCCUGGUACGGAGUCUCCUGAUGCACCACCGACGUCUUUGAUUGAAAGGCAUGACGAAGAUGCUUUCGGGAUGAACAAUGAAGAUGACGAGAGUAACCUCUUCCUAUCAGUAGAUGAGCCGUUCCUUCCGAUCAAGAGAAGCGCAGCAGCUACGCAGACAUCAACUCAGAAGCAGAUAAAGGUGUUUGAAGACGAGCAGGUCGACGAAAGUGGCGAACAGAUGAUGCGAAAUCGAAAGCGAGACACAAGAAUGGAAGCGUUGGGCAAAUGGCUUUUUCCGCGUGAGGUCGCAUCGUCUACAGAUUCAUCGUCUUCAACUUCAUCGUCUUCAACUCUGCCCCAUCAUCAUCAUGUUGCUACGACAUCGUUCGACCCUCUCUCUCAACUUGUGGGACAGGCGAUGGGAGGCAGUAGCAGUAGUGCUGUAGGAGACCUUCAGUCAGCACAGGCUAAGAGCAGGAGUAUGUUAUCAGGAGUUCUCGGAAAAGUAGGACUAGGUGGAAUCCUGCACACGAAAAUUAACCUCACUGACCUACAAGCAUCAGCAGGGUUAUCACCUAGCAUGGCCAAUGCUUUGCCUGGUGAAGUGAAGAACCUGUGGCGAAAGGUGCGAGUAAAAAUCCCUUCGAUGGGCGUCGAAAAUGAGCCUUUCCGCGUUGUGAUGAAAAGGAAGGAAGAGUAUGUUGAUGAACUCGGAGAUGGAGAUGAUGGUGCAGCAGAGAUUUCGAGUACAACUGCACAAGAACAAUUAAGGCUCAGCUUUCAAUGGUCAUUGGGGUUGGUCACUGAGAUCGAAGAAGCGACCCCUUUAGAGAAGAGGGGAAAACGAAGGGAAAGGGGAGAGCUUUGAAGGGGGUCCCUUCCGUUCAGCAUCAGUGACCAUUGAAGGCUGAGCUUUAAAACAAGGAGAGCAAGAUCCAGACAAGCAGAACGCUGAAGAAAACGCGAAGUCAGUUGUUCCUAUCAGUACGUCCGCAGAAGAAGUCGCAUUGCGGAGGCGCAUGCGGCAGGUGGAAACGGCAACUAAGACACAUGCGCAGGGUCUACUGGAUGCUAGGAGGAGAGUUGAAGGACGACCUACUUCGAUGGAGAUGGAGGAGCAGCGGUUGAAGAAACGUGCCUCACAACAAGGUGCUGAGGGUAAAGACGCAGGACCACUAGCUGGUGUUGAAGAGAAGGGUGAGGAAGAUGAAGCUCUUCUACCACCUGUACCUCCUGCUGGCGAGAUGGACCCGUCUGCUACUGGGAUGAAGGCUCCUGAGGAAGAGACGGCCUUGUACAGCACUUGUGCGUCGCAACUGGUCUCUAGCGUGAUGCGGCAGACGAGGGAACAGAAAGCCGCUAUGCUCAUCGCGAUGGGUCGCGAUGAAAAAUUUUGGCAGUUUCUUUGAUGUUGUGCAAACCCUACCACGCGCAACGCAUAGUUCUAAGAACUUGUAUUCAUCACGUACCACGUCAGGACUAGGUGCAAGUGCUACUAAGAACUCAUCUUUCAUUCAGCAAUAGAAGCGG